GAGUGUGCUACGUCAUUGCAUCCAUGGAUAUAUAAACCGAAAAGUCACCGCGCUAGGCAUCACAAACUUUUGGUAUACUCUGAAGGCAAGAUGCACGCCGGACUCUCUCUCCUCGUCCUCUGCCUCGCUCUUGGCUUCGCUGUCUGCAUCCCUGAAAAGGCAGAGAAGGAAUCUGAAGAGAGCCCGAGAGACAAGCGAGGAUUUAAUACAGCCUUCACUGCCGGGUAUGGAGCCGGUGGCGGUUAUGGUGGCGGCGGUGGCUACUUGAUUGUUGGGUCUGGUGGAGGAGGCGGCCACGGACCCACUUCUGCUGACAUCGCCAACCAGGCUGCUGCUCAGGCUUCUGCUGCUGCCGCAGGUCUUCAAGGAGCCUCUAGUUCAGCUGCGCGUGCCGCAGCUAAUCAGGCUGCUGCAGUGUCAGUAGCCGCGGCACAAACUGCUCAAGCCGCAGCUGCACAGAAGCAGUCCCAAGCCGCACAAAUUACACAAGCUGCACAGGGUGCGCAAGCAGCAGCCUUUGCAGAGUCCUCUCUCUCCGGGCAAGCCUUUGCUGCUGAGCAGGCUGCAGAAAAUACCUACAACUUGGCCGUUGCUGUAGCUAAUGAUUUGGCUGCUGCCCGUCAGGAGGCCCGAGCUGUCACUGCCCAGGCAUUCAAUGCUCUGCAGGCUUCCCGAGCAGUGAGAGCUGCACAGGAGGCCAUGGCUUGGCAAGCCCAGCAGGCGGCCGCCUCCCUCCAUCAACAGCAAGUUGUUGUCAUUAGCGACUUGCAGUCUGCACAGGGAGCAGCAAAUCAAGCUCAGGCAGCAGCUGCCAAGGCUUUAGCUAAGGCUAAGGGUACCGGGGGUGGCUAUGGAGGCGGCUACGGCUACGGCCACUAAGGAUACAAGAACACAUAGGGGACACCACCUGAUACUCCCCAGUCAAAAGGCUCACGGAACGGAGGCCAGUGGUAAGCGGUCGUCUGGGGGAACUGGAGUAACUUUAUACUGUGAAGCAUUCUCAUAACAUUACGUUAAU
This is a messenger RNA of Cherax quadricarinatus, 1018 nucleotides long. RefSeq names its product antifreeze protein Maxi. The record is from RefSeq and is a predicted model, not a curated record. Lineage: Eukaryota; Metazoa; Arthropoda; Malacostraca; Decapoda; Parastacidae.